GCGCCGCCGCGAACACACGUUAUUACGGCCGUACGCCGCCACACGCGACGCGCGCGUUUCGAACGUAGUGCACGAUCCCGCGACCGGUUCGCCGCAGCCGAUGAGCGACCAGUGACAUCUCGAUAUCUUGUGCUGUGUGACUUGCAGUGAAACGCUCAGUGCAUUUGUGCGAGUGAUGGAUUACUGCGGAUCUUUCUUCGCCGAGUGCUGACGACCGUCGGGCCUAGAGCCGACGCGUGUGCCCCGGCGCCGGCAGCCCGGACGCGCCAGCAUGCGCGCCCCCGCGGUGCUCGUCGCCCUGCUAGGGUUUCUGCCCCAGGUGCUGACGUCUGGUUCCUUCGAACUUAGGAUAAAAAGUUUCACGAACUCGUUGGGUAGGUUAAAUAGUGGCCAGUGCUGUGAUGGUUCCUCAAAUAGUGACGCGCCGUGUUUGGCGCCGUGCAGGACUAAAUUCCGCGUGUGCCUCAAGAUUUAUCAAGCUAACAUCGACACCACGUCCCCGUGCACCUUCGGGGACAUGACCACGCCGGUCCUCGGCGGCAACUCGCUCGACGUGCCCAACCUGAACGUUGAGGGAUUCAGCAAUCCCAUCGUGUUCCCCUUCGACUUCACCUGGCCGGGCACAUUCUCGCUCAUUGUUGAAGCGUGGCAUGACACCAACGAGACAUCGAGAUCUGACGAUACAUUAAUCGCGCGGAUGACGAAGCAAAGCAUAGCGGACGUCGGUGGACCCUGGAUUGAAGAGGAGCAGCGGUGGAGUGGUCCUAGCGGGCCGCACCUCAGGAUCUCGUACCGCGUCACCUGCGCCCCCCACUACUACGGCUCUGGCUGCGAAGUCCUCUGCAGGCCGAGAGAUGACAACUUCGGCCACUACACCUGCUCGCCGGCCGGAGAGAUCGUCUGCCGAGCUGGCUGGACCGGCGAUUACUGCUCGAAACCGCGAUGCCUGCCCGGCUGCGACGCGGAGCACGGCCACUGCCUCAAGCCCGACGAGUGCAUUUGUCAUUCGGGCUGGGUGGGCGAGCUGUGCGACAAGUGCGAGCGGCACCCGGGCUGCGUGCACGGCACCUGCUCGCGCCCCUGGGACUGUAUCUGCGAGGAGGGCUGGGGCGGCCUGUUCUGCAACCAGGACCUCAACUACUGCACCAACCACCGGCCGUGUCGCAACGGCGGCACCUGCCACAACACCGGCCAGGGCAGCUACACGUGUGUCUGCCCGCCCGAGUACACCGGCGCCGACUGCGAGAAGUCGCUGCACUCGUGCGCGGUGCGGCCCUGCCUCAACGGCGGCGCGUGCGUGCCCGACGAGGGCGGCGAGCUCUCCUGCGCCUGUCCGCAGGGCUACGAGGGCGCGCGCUGCGAGGUGCGCCGGCUCACCUGCUUCGACCAGCCCUGUCGCAACGGAGGCAUCUGUGAGCCCCGGCCCGCCGGCUACGUGUGCGUGUGCCCCGUGGGGUACGCGGGCACGGACUGCGCGCUGGAGGCGGACCCCUGCGCCGCCAGCCCGUGCCGCAACGGCGCCACCUGCACGCGCGCCGGCGACGGGUUCAAGUGCACCUGCAAGGUCGGCUUCCGCGGCAACCGCUGCGAGAUCGACAUCGACGACUGCGCGGGCAUCGUGUGCGAGCACGGCGGCACCUGCGUCGACCUCGUCAACGGACAGAAGUGCCAGUGCGCGCCCGGGUUCCUCGGCCCGCGCUGCGAGACGCGCGUCAACUUCUGCCUCACCAAGCCCUGCGCCAACGGCGGCGAGUGCCUCGUGCUCGACAACGACUACGAGUGCCGCUGCCGGCCCGGAUUCGCCGGCAAGGACUGCAGCCUGGACAUCGACGAGUGUGCCUCCUCUCCGUGCCGGAACGGCGGCACGUGUCAGGACAGAGUCGACGGCUACCAUUGCAACUGUCCGCACGGCUGGGGCGGCCGCUCCUGCACCGUAUCCUUGACCGACUUGGCAGCUUCGAAACUGGCCGGAGGACAUCUCAGAAGAGUGGGCGGCGAAACGAUCGAAGACGAAAGACUAUCAGGGAAGCAAGUGGCGUGGAUCGUGGCGCUGUGCGUGUCGGUGCCGCUGAUGGCGGGCGUGGCGGCGCUGGCGAUCGUGUGCGUGCGGCGGCGACGCAAGCGGCUGCAGAGCGCCGCCGACGCAGAGGCGCGGGCGCAGAACGCGGCCAACGCGGGCGGACACGGACACGUCAUCCGCAACACCUGGGGCAAGUGCGACGCGCCCGCGCCCGAGAGCCAGAACGCGCACAACGCCGCCGCCGAGGAGUGCAAGCGCAAGACGCUCAACACGGAGAACGCCAGGCUCCUCGCCGCGCUGGACCCCAGACUGUCGCGGCUCUCCGCGGACUCCGCAUACUGCCCUAAUAGCGAUACAUCGCUAGUGAAACGGGCGCUAGAAGGCGGAGGGGUGUACGUGUUAGACGACCAUUGCCUGCCGCCGACGUUCGCCACGCAAGUGUAGUGCAUACGUACGCGACAAUGGACAUUAAAUUAUUUAUUUCACAACGGACGCUCUCGCGAACCAGGCUGUGCGCCGCGUGUACAUAUAGCGUAAAGUGUAAAGUGACUCCUGUAUAGACGGCUAGUUUAAGUAUUCGGAUGUAUUUAUUUGUGCGAUUCGUACGCCCUGUAAAUAGUAAUGGCGCGACGGAUCGCGAGCGCCCCCGAUCGGCGAGCGUCGCCCACUCGCCACAGCCGCCACCCUGCCACCCCCCAACGGACCCAUGGACGCGGGCCCGCUGCCUCUUACCAGUUACAAGUGUUGAUAAAAGGCAGCGGUUCGGCUGUGGCAGGACGGGGGCGAGACCGCGCGAGCCGAGGGGCCGUGGACCACGGUCCACAGUCUGCGAUCUCUGUAGGUAACGGUGCGCAUGCGCACGCGCAGUGUCGGUCCACUGCGCGACGGCGCCGCGACUCGCAGCGACUGUGCCGGCCCGGGCGACUGGCGACCGCGCCGCCGGGCCCGUGCCGUCCCUGCGAUUUUCACACCACUAACGCUAUCCCUCUAGACUCGCACCAGUAAGAAACCAAACCGUGCGUAAAAUAAGAUUAUUUUUUUUAGACUAAUUUAUAAAAAAAUCACGCGAAUGAUGCGUACAUCAGUUUAACAUUGAUUAUAUAUUUUUGUGAUUGACUAAUUAUUGUCAUUUGUUCCUAUGAUUAUUGUAGUGGAUGUAAAAAUCUUGUUCAGGUUUUCUUGAAAAUCGACGUAGAUUUUUUCCUUCUUCUAGCUUCUGUACUCGUUAUGUAGUUCAGUGAGCACAAUCACUCGACGUUCCUGAGCGGCGCGCGGGGGUUGCGCGGCCGUGAGUCGCGACAUGUCGCGCGUCAUGUUGCACGACUAGUCGGCAUGUCUCGCAACAUGUCGCACGUCACGCGGGGCCGCGCACCUCCCGCACAAGCCACACAAAACAUCACGCACGUUUAGUCCAUAGGUUAAAAUAAUUUCUGUACUUAUAAGAAACAAAUUGUCGAAACCUAAGUCAUUGUGUAUAAAAACUAUUAAGUUUUAGCGUUGUAAGUAUAUUCUCCAUUACAUAUAAGUACUGAGACAAUAUAAUGCGCGUCAUCAGGCAACAUAGGACACAAACUCUGGUUGUUUUAACUUAUUUAUUUUAAUAGGUACAGUUCACGAUGUUGUUUAUUCGGAUUCGACUCCGCUCCGCCGACGUUCGACUCGAUCACGAACCUCGGCCGCGCAGACGCGAAUCUCCUUUAUGAAAUAAUUUAUGUUAAAUAACAUUUUUUUAAACAUUUGUAGAUAUUAUUGCAUAAGUUAUAGCUUUACUCUUAUGUUGCCUGGUGUACUAGAACGUAGUUUAAAAAAGUUAAUCAACAAAAUUGUAAAAUUUAUAUCAAAAUAUGAAUAGACUGAUGAUCAAUAAUAAUGUUCUUGUAUUUAAUUUUGUAAGGUGACAAAAUGUAAGUUUAAAUUAUGUAAAAUUUAAAACAAAACAGUAAUAACCAAACAUUCAACUGAACAGUACCAUGAUUUUGUACUUAAACAUUGAUCACAGAAACUGUCCACUUUCAUUUUUCUUUUUGAGAAUAUUUUAGUGAUGCUCGUGCAUAAAAUAUUAUUGAUUUCCAUUCCGAACAAUAAAAUGACAGUAUUUUUAAUUUAUUUAUUACACAUUUGUAAUUAUUGUGAAAUGUCUUAAUUUUUAUAAACUAAAUCAUUGUAUUAUUAUUUUUUGAACUUAAGUUUACAAUUGACUGAAUGCUAAAUUGACUCGAUUUGUAUUUUGGACCCAUUUUUAUUGAUAUCAUGAAUGUAUUUAGCUGUACGUGUGAGUAUACUGAAAGAUAAAAUUUCAAAUCAUUCCAUUUCUUAGCUAAGUAGCUUUUAUCUAAUCUUAUUUUUUAUAUUUUUUUCUCUAUUUUCUUAGAUAAUUUUGCAUGCGAACAGUGUAUUUAUUAUCUACUUAUUCUAUUUUUCGUCCAUGAGAUAAGUUUAAUUGCCUAUUUUCUUAUAAUUACAAUGUUACCUUUUGGUAUAUUCACAUAGUUGAUUUCAAAAGAAAAAUGAAAGCUAUCCUCAAUGAUAGGGCACCGCCGCUGUCGUAAUUCCAUAGAUAGAUCCUAUCCGAAUAAUUCAUAUUGUAUUGCUAUUGUGGUGAUAACAUUGCCAGCGAGUGUGUGACGAAUGUGUAUAAUUAUGUGCAGUGAUGCAACGAGAUAAAAUGUUAAUAAACAAUUGUUUACAAAAGAUAUA
Manduca sexta (tobacco hornworm) is the source of this 4717-nucleotide messenger RNA. RefSeq names its product neurogenic locus protein delta (gene Delta). NCBI's taxonomy places the organism in Eukaryota, Metazoa, Arthropoda, Insecta, Lepidoptera, Sphingidae. Bases 272 to 2464 code for a protein of 730 amino acids. Gene Ontology annotation, molecular function: calcium ion binding. Gene Ontology annotation, cellular component: membrane. The record is from RefSeq and is a predicted model, not a curated record. Gene Ontology annotation, biological process: cell communication; axon guidance; multicellular organism development. The transcript is spliced from 7 exons.